Molecule: messenger RNA, 32360 nt
Organism: Coregonus sp. 'balchen'
Lineage: Eukaryota; Metazoa; Chordata; Actinopteri; Salmoniformes; Salmonidae
Source: the annotation of a GenBank genome assembly
AUGAAGGCUCUGCUGCUGCUGGUUCUACCCUGGCUCAGCCCAGCCAACUACACUGACAAUGUGGGCAACUUGCACAUCCUCUACUCUGAGCUGUGAGUACUGUACCACUGUACCACUCAGCAUAGACCUGCUGCAUCCAUUCACCCCCAUCACAUCACCCCAUCACUCCCCUCCAACAUCAGCAACCCAUGCAGCCAUGCAGUGUGUGUGUGUGUAUCUGUGUGAGCAUGCGAUAGUGUAUGUCUGUGUAUGUGCAUGUUUGUGCGUGUGUGUUUGUGUUUUAAUCUGGCUAUAAAGAGAGUGUAUGGCUCUAUGGCCAUUUGCUCUGUUAUUAACUUGGAUAAAGGUUUCUGUAGCAGUGGCCAUUGGUUGCCUUUGCAGCGGGAUGCGGUUGCUGUGGCAGGUAUAGGGUUUUGUGCAGACAAGGUCUGUUUGGAUGCUCCAGAGCAGCACUGCAGCAUGGGAGCGCUCUCAUCAGGACUGCGGGAUGUGAUGUGUGUGUGUGUGUUUACUGUUGCUGUGUGUGUGUGCGGUCUAUUGAUUUGUAACUAAAUGUGAACCUGUGUACGGCUGUUGCUAAAUGCUUUGAUGGUCUCUGUAUGUGUGCGAUAUUUAGUUAUUCAUGAGUUAUUCAGAUGUGGAGUACAUACUUGGCCAUACCUGUGUGAGAGUGCCUGUUUGAUACUUCCUUCAUUCUAGUAGGAUUGUUUUAUAGCAGGUCUCCAGUAGAGCACCUCUUGUACUUCUGCUUGUUCACUGUGUGUGAAUAGUCAUGUUCACAAGGAGCAUUCCAACCAAAACAAAGAGCAAACACUUGCUAUAUCCACUCAGAGAAACAUAUUCAUCGCUAUAAACAUCACAGCAACACAAAAACACAGACAUUCACCAAUCACCACUGCAACAAUCAUCCAGAAAGAUACACAAGAUGCACAGCAAACCACAACAACAACAACCAUAACCCUUCGGAAUAAAAAACAUAUCCACACACACACAGCUCAUUCAGUCAUAGUUAAUGUGAAACGCACUCUUACUGAGGCACUUUGACACCAUGGCAACAACCCCCUCAUCUAGCCAGCUGAAUUCAUCAUACUGAGGAAUGGAUGAUGAUCUCACUUCCUAUUUAAUUCCACUGGCUCAGGUUCUCAUGUUUUAAAAUAGAUACCAUCCUCCAUAAAGUAAGCCUAAACAAGUGCUGCAUAGUUACUGUUGAUUUUCAUUAUAGGUUUGCAAGUGUGGAUAAUUGCGUGUUGUAUGUAGAGAUUUGGGCUGUGCAGCUGAAUCUUAUUUGUGAAUAUAGGUUUGGGUCUGUGUGUGUGUUUCUAAGUGUGUCUAUAUCGGUAUACUCUUUCUACGGUUUGACUAUGUGGGCAUUCAUUCUCUUUGUAUGCAUAUAGACUGAGUCUUUCUGGGAAUAGUCUAUAUUGGCCCUCAGUGCUUUCUGUCUCUCUCAGUGAUAUUGGCUAUACUCAGCAGACUUGUGAAACCUGGGGCUCACAGAUCUCUAAGCUGGUAUCCUUCUGUCCUCGCCAGUCCCCAGUCUGAAGGAAAUGUCCCAUUAUGCUGCAUGAAUACAGGGAACAAUGCAACGCUUUACCAAUUCUCCUAUUCCAUGAAUAGUGAGGAUCCUCUAUUGAGUGGAGCUUUAGCUCCUGCAGACACUCAGAUCCCCUAUUGGACAGCUAUGCAUCCUAGAGAGAUGGGGGAGAGGAGAGGGGGAGAGGGAGAGAGGAGAGAAUAGGAUUGGAGAGGAGACCAGGGAAAGAGAUGGCAAGAGAACAGGUGGGGGAGGAGAGGUAUCAGAAAGGGGAGAGAUGGCGAGAGGGGGAAAGGAGAAAGAGGGGAGGAGAGGAGAGGAUGUUAAAGGAGGAGAGAAGAGGUGCAAUGAGAAUAGAAUAGAAAUAGAAAGAAGGGUAUAGAGGAGGAAGGAAAGAGGGGAGGAGAGAGUAGAGGAUAAGGUCACUUCCUGGCCCUGCAUCCCAUCUGUCCAUGCAUACGGCUGCCAUAGCAAUGGGACCGUGAGGGGCCCGUUGGGAGCACGUUCAGCAUGUGGGUCAUUCCAAUGAGGGAUUGUUUGUAAAUACCGUGAGUGCUUUCUCUCCUCUCCUCGUGUGUGUGUGUAUCUGUGUGUGUUUCUGUGUGUCUGUGACAGGGGGCAUUUGUUGAUUAUGACACGAUAGAUAGGGAAAAAAGGAGCAGACAAAUGCAGACAGUGUUUUUCUGGCUGGCUGGAGAGCUGGCUGGAGAGCUGGCUGGAGAUCUAUGGCAUACCAUUAAUCUUUAUCCACAGCCCUGACAGCCAGGAGCAGCCUUCAGCUCUGCUCCCUCUGUGGGACCAGCAUUUCAUCUCUCUCAUCCUCUUUAGCUCUCUUCCUCUCACUACGCUUUUCUCUGCCUCUCUCUCGGUUGUCUGCCCUGCAUUUCUCUGUUUACCACUAAAGUGAUUUAAUUAUAUGAGAGAAAUGAUAUUGUAUUGUAUGUUAUCUUGCACACACAUACACAGACAGUAUACAGUACAGUAGAGAGAGGGAGAGGAGAGAGAGAGAGAGAGAGAGAGAGAGAGAGAGAGAGAGAGAGAAGAGAGCUCGAUAAUCACGAAGAAGAUACUCUAUCUCUCUAUCUCCACAUCUAUCGAUCUCUAUAGACUAGAGCGAGAGAUAUAUAUAUCUCAGAUUCUCUCUCUAUCUCUCUUCUCUCUCUCCCGCCUCUCUCUCCUCUCUCUCUCUCUCACUCUAAUCUCUCCUCUCUCUCUCCAUCUCUCGAGAAUAGGUGUUGUUGUUCCGUAUUGAAAUCUUUAAUAGAGUUACCACCAUUGCUCUCUGUCAGCACCAGCCAAUUGAAACGUAGCACUGGCACACACACACAAGAGCACCUAUGACGUUUCUCUCCAUGUGUCCCUGUACAUAUUGUACACGGGGGGCCAGUAUGAAAAAUUUAUGCACUCACUAAUUGGAAGUCACUCUGGAUAAGAGCGUCUGCUAAAUUACUAAAAUGUAAAUGUAAAUGUACACACACACACGCGCACUAACGCACACACACACGCACAAACAAAAAAAUCGCACAAAAGACAUGAACGCUGCGUCCACUUACCACCCCUUUAGCAAACAUAUACAUAAUCCACUCCAUUUUUCCAUAACACACACACGCACACACUGCCACACACGUCUCACCCCUCCCCCAGCACACAUGCCCUCUACUCCCCUGAUAAUCACAUUGCAGUGCUAUCGAGUGUUAAUUAUGAAUUUGUGUUCAUUUCUGGGGCCUGGGCUGGCUUGCCUUAAACACUAUGAUUGGUUUAGCGUCCGUCCUUUCAACCUGAAUCUCCAAGGUGUUUGAUCUCCCCUAAAGCUUGACGUAGAGAGAGCUGCGGCGUACUCCCAGUGCUCCCAGAGCCUUCCGCACUGACGUAUCCUAACAGGAUUAGCCGCCGCCUGGCCACAGAGUAGGGGAUCUGAACGAUAAGAGGCAUUUGUUUAUUCCAGGUCCAUCCCAUCCCCAGUCAAAGACAUACCGUACCCUGACUACCAUCCCGGCCCAGGCCCAUCUUAGUCUUGUGGCUGGGUGGAGGGCUUGCUUCACUAAUUACACUUUUGUUUGGAUUAAAUAUAAAUCAUUUUUCUGCGGUCAGGCGGCUCUCCCUGUCUCAGCGCAUCUGUCAGGCUGAGGUCAGAGGAAUGGAGCAGAGGAGGGUAUAGAGGCUAUGAUUAAAUCAGGACAACAGACAAAAUCUUAUCCAACUGUACACGCAAAUGUACUUUCUCACUGGAGACCAUUCUGACCACCUGACUCCACAUUGUUAGUGGUUGAUGCUCACAUACCAUGCAUAAAACGCACUUCAUGUAGCUAUACUCUAACAUAGGAACAUACAGUGCCUUCGGAAAGUAUUCAGACCCAUUUACUUUUUCUACAUUUUGUUAGGUUACAGCCUUAUUCUAAAAUGGAUUAAAUAGUUUUUUCCCCUCAUCAAUCUACACAUAAUAACCCAUAAUGACAAAGCAAAAACAGGUUUUUAGAAAUGUUUGCUAAUUUAUAAAAUAAAAUAAAACUGAAAUAUAACAUUUACAUAAGUAUUCAAACCCUUUACUCAGUGCUUUGUUGAAGCAUCUUUGGCAGCGAUUACAGACUUGAGUCUUCUUGGGUAUGAAGCUACAAGCUUGGCACACCUGUAUUUGGGGAGUUUCUCCCAUUCUUCUCUGCAGAUCCUCUCAAGCUCUGUCAGGUUGGAUGGCGAGCGUUGCUGCACAGCUAUUUUCAGGUCUCUCCAGAGAUGUUCGAUCAGGUUCAAGUCUGGGCUCUGGCUGGGCCACUCAAGGACAUUCAGAGACUUGUCCCGAAGCCACUCCUGCGUUGUCUUGGCUGUGUGCUUAGGGCCAUUGUCCUGUUGGAAGGUGAACCUUCGCCCCAGUCUAAGGUCCAGAGCGCUCUGGAGCAGGUUUUCAUUAAGGAUCUCUCUGUACUUUGCUCUGUUCAUCUUUGCCUCAAUCCUGACUAGUCUCCCUGCCGCUGAAAAACAUCCCCACAGCAUGAUGCUGCCACCGCCAUGCUUCACCGUAGGGAUGGUGCCAGGUUUUCUUCCAGACGUGACACUUGACAUUCAGGCCAAAGAGUUCAAGCUUGGUUUCAUCAGACCAGAGAAUCUUGUUUCUCAUGGCCUGAGAGUCUUUUGUGCCUUUUGGUAAACUCCAAGCGGGCUGUCAUGUGCCUUUUACUGAGGAGUGGCUUCCGUCUGGCCACUCUACCAUAAAGGCCUGAUUGGUGGAGUGCUGCAGAGAUGGUAGUCCUUCUGGAAGGUUCUCCCAUCUCCACAGAGGAACUCUAGAGCUCUGUCAGAGUGACCAUCGGGUUCUUGGUCACCUCCCUGACCAAGGCCCUUCUCCCCUGAUUGCUCAGUUUGGAAGAGUCUUGGUAGUUCCAAACUUCUUCCAUUUAAGAAUGAUGGAGGCCACUGUGUUUUUGGGGACCUUCAAUGCUGCAGACAUUUUUUGGUACCCUUCCCCAGAUCUGUGCCUUGAUACAAUCCUGUCUUGGAGCUCUACCAAUAAUUCCUUCGACCUCAUGGCUUGGUUUUUUCUCUGACAUGCACUGUCAACUUUGGGACCUUAUAUAGACAGGUGUGUGCCUUUCCAAAUCAUGUCCAAUCAAUUGAAUUUACCACAGGUGGACUCCAAUCAAGUUGUAGAAACAUCUCAAGGAUGAUCAAUGGAAACAGGAUGCACCUGAGCUCAAUUUCGAGUCUCAUAGCAAAGGGUCUGAAAACUUAUUUAAAUAUUUAUUUGUUAUUAAUUUGCACAAAUUUAUAAAAACCAGUUUUUCGCUUUGUCAUUAUUGGGUAUUGCGUGUAGAUUGCUGAGGAUUUGUAUUUAUCUAAUCCAUUUUAGAAUAAGGCUGUAACGUAACAAAAUGUGGGAAAAGUCAAGGCGUCUGAAUACUUUCCGAAGGUACUGUACAAUAUGUAUGGAUGAACAGACAACUGUGAUGUGUGAUAUCACUUCCACCCAAACAUGAAUGUAAAGGACACACUUAGAGAGAGAGAGAUACUGUAUCUGCACAUACGCACGCACACGUGCACAUAGACGCACACACACACACACACACACACACACACACACACACACACACACACACACACACACAGAGGUACACAUUAUCACACGACCCAUGCGUAGCCUACACAUACACACACACAAAAGCAGUGAUUAAUUAUUUCAGAAAAUAAUUAAUGCAUGAGAGAAAGAGAGCAGAGGGUAGUCUUUGUAACUUUGAGAGUCUUCUCCUCUAAUGUCAUACAGACAUGUUGAGCAUGGCCCGCGGGAGACUAGGUUAGCUUGGAGGACAAGGGGAGGCGAUGAAGAUUGGGUGGUUAGAGAGAUGCAAUGUCUAUGCAAGGCAGAGUUCUAUUAAAUAUACUGUGUUGAUUGGGUGGGUAUGAAUGUUGCAGCACAUAUGUUUGUUUGUGCAUGUAUACUGUAGUACUGUAGUAUUCUACUGCCUAACUGUAGCGUAAAAUAAUGACACAUACUGAAGAAUGACAAGGCAUUCAUACCAUCCUGUUGAAUAGGACUCUGGUCUGCCUGUAUCAGUGUGUCUCUGGUCUGCCUGUAUCAGUGUGUCUCUGGUCUGCCUGUAUCAGUGUGUCUUUGGUCUACCUGUAUCAGUGUGUCUUUGGUCUACCUGUAUCAGUGUGUCUUUGGUCUACCUGUAUCAGUGUGUCUCUGGUCUGCCUGUAUCAGUGUGUCUUUGGUCUACCUGUAUCAGUGUGUCUUUGGUCUACCUGUAUCCGUGUGUAUAUUGAGCUGCAGCCUGUUCUACAAGGUGGAUAUCUCUCCUCUGCUGACUGUCUUAUCGGCACGGUCACGUUCCUUAUGAGUGGCCAGCACAGACAGUGGAGCACAGCUAUCUCAGAGACAGAGAGAGAGAGGGAGAGAGAGCGAGACAGAGGAGAGAGGGAGGAGAGGAGAUGAGAGGAAAGCAGGAGCUAGUCUAAUCUGUCAUGUCAGUGAUGUGAUGUGAUGCCCUGGCUGCCUCGUACCACGCCCCCUGGCCACGCCCCAGGCCACACGUCACCCAGCGACCGUGGCGCGUAGCGGGAAACAAAUAGGGCCCAGCGGAACUAUGGUAAGGCACUGCAGGGAUAGUUUCUGUGGUGACCUUGUUUCCAUGGGGGGUGGACAGGCUGGUGGAGGCACGGGUUCCACGGCAACACGGCCCACCAGCCCGCUCUCUGACCAUGUGACCAUGUGAUAAAUGAGACCAUAGAGAGCAGAGGCAUGCAGAGUGGCACCUAGAGCACUGUGGGAUACUAGCAGAAAGGGAACACAUGACUCCACUUAGCAGGGGGUAAUAUUGGAGUGUUACCCAUGACACACACACAGAAACACAAUAUUGCACAUUCUGACAGAAUACCAGAUAUGUGAAAUGUUUUGUAUGCUAGGCUACUCUGGCGCUAUAUUAGUAGCAUGUUAGGGGAAAGUAAGCUAAUCACUUUAACGAAAUACAAUACAAGUCUAAGUUAAUAGGAGAUUACAACAGAGAUACAUCUAUUAUUCAUUUAUACUCUACUAGCACACUCACGUACAUAUAACUAUACACCCACACCCACACACAGGCCUCUAAAGUCACAGUGAAUAGAAUAUAUAAUUCACCAACAGGUCCUCUGGAGGCUGUCCUUGACUGCCUUUUAACAUUAAAGGUUCUCACGCUCACACAUACACACACGCAUGUAAAGUGCACACACAUACACACUCACAAAAACCUCCACAUACUUUACCUAGUAUGUGUGUUUCCCUUAGUGUGUUUCUCAAACACAUCAAAGACUCUCACAGUGCUGGAAAAGAAUGAUACAGACAUAAUUCCCACUGCAGUCAUUCUUGCCUGCCAUGGUAUUGGCCUUAUAGACUUACAUUGAAGCACUGACAAUUCCCGGAAUUUCAAUGAAAGAUACCUUUGUUAUGUAGUGGAGACAUGGCUGUUAUUGUAGCGAGCUCAGAGCCAGCUACUCUCCCGAGCCGAGGAGAGAAUAAAUCAGCUCUGUACUUGCUGUGCUGUUCUCCUCUGACAGAGAAAAAGAGAGAGAGAGAGUUACAAGGUGGAGGGAGAGAGAGGAGGAGAGAGCAGAAAGGAUGGAUGGAGAGAGUACAAAAGAGAGAACAGGAUGGAGGAGAAGGAGAUGAGUACAGAGAGGCAGACUGUUGGUUGAAACACCACACUCAUACAAUGACUGCUGCAUAUACUGUACAUCUUUCCUGGCUGAUCAUGUCAGGUCAUGGCUUUGGCUGAUGAUGGGACUCUAAUAUUGAUUGGAGAAAAGGCCUGAUUCAGAGCUGAGGCUGAUGACCUCAUUGACUAAGGGCUGGGCUGGGCUGUGUCCCUGAUGGGGUGUUUUCUUUUAGAUCAUUACAUUUUAGUCAUUUAGCAGACACUCUUAUACAGAGCAAUUUACGGGAGCAAUGAGGGGUAAGUGCCUUGCUCACAUCGACAGAUUUUUCACCCAGUCGGCUCUGGGAUUCGAACCAGUGACCUUUCGGUUAUUGGCCCAACACUCUUAACCGCUAGUCUACCUGCCACCCCAGGGUUGGUGAACCAACCCUGCCAAACCAGAUCAGCCAGACUUACAGUAGCUAGCACAGCUGAGCCACCUGAUUUUGUGUUUGUGGGUGUCUGUGAUAUGAGCCCUGCAUGUGUUUGUCUCGGGCCUGAGGGGCUUUGUUGUUAAGUCACACCCUAUAGCUGAGAUUCAACCCUAUUCAGUCGUUGAGAAUUUCAGCUGAUGCUUCAUCAUAGCUGACAUUUCCUCUGAGCAAAAGCAGCAGAAUCCAAUCAACACACCAGCACGUCUACUGAUAAAGCGGGGGGUAGGAAGGGAAAUGGGGGAAGGAGAGAGAAAAAGGGGCGAAGGGAAAAAAAACAGGCGAGAUGGAAGAAAGAAAGCAAGAACGAAUAGAAAGAAAGAGAGAGAGAGAGAGAGAGAGAAGAGAGAGAGGAGAGAGAUAGAUAGGGAGAGGGAGCGAUCACUAUAUCGAGCGCGAGAGGAGAGGAGAGCGGAGCUAGAUCCAUGCUCUAGAGAGUCAUCAUCGAGAUCUACUCUCUCUCUCUCUCUCUAUAUAUCGUAUCUCUCUCCAUCCCUCCCUCCCUCUCUCUGUAUAUUGUAUAUGGUCUACUCUAAAGAAAGAAAGCUACUAGUAAUUGAUAAACUGAUCUAAUUUAGAAGCCAGUGAACACAGAUGUUCUCUUCUUUUCUCCAGGCCUUUGUCACUAUGGAUUUAAUUAAUAAACAUUAUCCCUCCCCAUGUCGUGUCUGUGUGUGUGAGUGUGAGUGUGUGUGUGUGUGUGUGUGUGUGUGUGUGUGUGUGUGUGUGUGUGUGUGUGUGUGUGUGUGUGUGUGUGUGUGUGUGUGUGUGUGUGUGUGUGUGUGUGUGUGUGUGUGUGUGUGUGUGUGUGUGUGUGUGUGUGUGUGUGUCCAUGCCCCAGGUGCUCCCCUGUGCUCCUGUGUUCUCUCAUCCACUAGGAGAGGAACUAGGGCCUAGGUGCUCGUUUCACACAGAUUCCUGUGGGAAAGAAAGGAAGGGUUGGGUUUUAUUUCUUCAAACAGUUUAAAGUGAGUUCCUCUGUGAUGUGUCAAAAGCUCUCCCAGACAGGCAGACAGUUUCCUGUCAAAAGUUGAAUCCUUGGGACAGUGAAUUACUUUUGGAGAGUAGGAGAAGAGGUUUUUUCCCUCUUCUAUUCUUGCGAUUAGUGAGAUUUUGAGUAUCUUAAUCCAGAGGCUUUGUUGCCGAGGCAAUUAGUUUCAGUUUCAUCUUGUGAUAAAGCAUAGAUAGAGAUUAGAAAGAGCAUACUCCUCAGUUCAGAAGAUAAGAAGGUUGAUUAACAGGAACGCUCAGGAAUGAUGGUAUAUCACCAACAUAGGCCUCCUGGGCAGAGCUAUUGUCAGUCCCAAACUACUCUCUCUUUCACAGUGGCAUAGAUACGUUUAUUUUCUCUCAGCCUCUCUUAUGUCAGGAGUUACACUACCGGUCAAAAGUUUUAGAACAGCUACUCAUUCAAGGAUUUUUCUUUAUUUUGACUAUUUUCUACAUUGUAGAAUAAUAGUGAAGACAUCAAAACUGUAGUAACAAAAAAAAGUGUUAAACAAAUCAAAAUAUAUUUUAUAUUUGAGAUUCUUCAAAAAGCCAAGAGAAUGCCAAGAGUGUGCAAAGCUGUCAUCAAGGCAAAGGGUGGCUAUUUGAUGAAUCUCAAAUAUAAAAUAUAGUUUGAUUUGUUUAACACUUGUUUGGUUAUUACAUGAGUCCAUAUGUGUUAUUUCAUAGUUUUGAUGUCUUCACUAUUAUUCUAUAAAGUAGAAAAUAGUCAAAAUAAAGUAAAAUCCUGGAAUGAGUAGGUGUUCUAAAACUUUUGACCGGUAGUGUAUAUUCCAAUGUGUUUUAAGAUCUGAGCUGUCAUGGAGUGAGCUGGGAGAGGAUUGCACUGCAGGACUCCUAUAGUCUGGAUUAACACUGCUGGAUUCUCUACUGCCAGAAGCGGAGAAGGGCCCGGCGGGGGACUGGGUUGGUUCUUAUAGGACUCUCAGUAACUCAGUAGCCAUCAGAGAGAGGAGAGGAUACUAUACACCAACCUCAGAGUGGAUACGCCCAUCAGAGAUCAGGUCACAACACUGGACCAUCCUUGACUGUUGGGAGAGAGGAUACACUCUGGGUAUUCAAGGCCAUUCAUGCACACACACACAAGUACACACACACACAGAGACACACACACACAUAUAUAUACACACACACACACACACACACACACACAGACAGACACACACACUCUGGGAACCCUGUGUCCGUACCUGACUGGCUGAUCUAGCUUAUAUUUUAAUAGUGGCCUGGUUAUUUGUGGUGGCUAUGUAUUCUGUGCAGAUAUGCUUCUGUGCUGCGCUCAGUGAGGGAUAGGAGAGGAGAUCGUAGCGUAGCGUAGUGUAGCGCAGCGUAUUUAGGUAAGGGAGGAUAAUCCACUCAACCCUAAAGAGGAUUGAAGAAUCUCACAGGCUUUGAUAAGUUGUGAGCUGGUGUUUAUUUCACAUCAUAUGAACAGAACUGUUUGUGUCACAUCCAGCCAGGGCGCUUCCUCCCCUUUCCCCUCUCCCCUCCGCCACCGCCACCUCUCCCAUGGCAUGCUGGGUAAUUAUUAUUGUGCUAGAGGGGGAGGGGGGAGGGGGGAGGAGGGGAGGAGGAAAAGAAAGGAGAGGGAGGGAGGAUGGGUGAGAAGGUUUUAGGUUUAAGGAAGGGGUUAGUGUUGCUGUUCCUUAGCUAUCUCUCUCCAGAUCACAGGGUUGAGGGAGAUUAUGUGAUAAUUGAAGCGUCUCUCUGUGUCUGUAACUGUGGAGAACUAGGCCUGGUGUACUGCUGCUGAGGCAGGCAGCUAGUGCUAAUGUGCCAACACAAAGCUUUUCCAUGAUCCCCGGAACACAAAUCACUCACUGACACACACAGGGGAGGGGACAGAAAAACACAAUUGACUCUACAGUAGGAGGUUGUGUUUGUGUAUUAGAUAGGAGGGCAGACAAAAACAAAGAGUAGUUGGUUCUGAAGAAAAUUAUGCGAGAUUUGUCUUUUUGUUAGCUUGUAUACUCAUAGGAUACUUUGUAGGCUCUGGGGUCCGCAGCUGCAGGACCACCCUGUCUGUCCCUCUGUGACUUGGGGACUGUUGUCUGGGUUGCCUGUUCCUGGCCUCAGACUGGAGAGAUUGUGGCCUUAAUUCCUCCAGACAGCCAUUAAAGCUCUAAGCAGCAGUGGAGAUAUGCCUAAGUGGCUAAGGCAGCACUGUGCCUCUGAUCCCCAGAAGGAAGGGGAUUUGAUUUAAGGGUAGCCAAAUCCCUUAACGACAAGGAACACACGAGACAAUGACUAGCGUGUCAUCUCUGAGGGGAAGACCAUAUUGUACCGUGAGUUUCCGCUCUAAUAGAUAAUGCCUUCUAGUUAUUUUCAAACCACCUGGGUGAUGCACUGGUCACACACCUUGGGUGAGCUUAUUACUUGGAUAAUAUUUGGAUAUACAAUAAAUUUGAUGGUACAGACUCUACAUCUUAUUUCAUACCCGGCAAGACUGUCUGGUGACUUGCAGGAUGAAGACAGGAAGACAGACAGGUACACCCACAGAUGGACAGACGGGGAGACGGACAGACAAACAGACAAACAGACAGGGAGUCAGACGGGGAGACAGACGGGGAGACGGACAGACAAACAGAUGGGGAGACAAACAGACUGGGAGACAGACGGGUAGACAGACAGACAAACAGACGGGGAGACCAGGACACCGGUAGACAUAAGAAGUAGCCUUUGACAGACCUGAUCAAAUGGUAUGUGUGCUUUUAUUAAUGGUUAUUCAAAUAUGGCACCAGGAUUAAAAGGAAAUUGCUGGUUGGGUGGUCUCUGAGAUUUACAUACCUGAAUGGAAACUUCUUCAUCACUCUCUGAACAGCUCUGUUAACUUGAUUUUCCACUGCCGAGGGUGAAAUAAUAUUAUGGGAAUGUUGUCUAAGGAUUUAAUUGCUUACUGUCAGCUUGGCCCAAUGUACUGUACUACAGGCUUUACCAUCUGUAGGUGUAUCGCAGUGUCUGUCUGUGUGUGUGUGUGUGUCAGUGGCUGAUGUGGAUGUGGUGUAGGAGUCAGGCGCAGGACACAGAAGCUACUUCCAACAGACUUUACUGGAGGACACGAAAUACAAAGAAAAGGGUCUCAACAAAACAAGGAGGCGAGCGAUUACGCAACAGUGCGCAAAAACACUCCAAUGCACAAGCAAUACGCAAAAGUGCGUCUGGACUCUAAAACACAAUAGAGCAAAAUACCAGCACCUACGGACAGGCGGAACAAUUACACACAACUCACUACAAACAAAACGAGACACAUAUAGGGAACAUAAUUAACACUAACAGGAAACAGGUGAACAAGGAAGACAAAACCAAACAAACAUCGAUAACAUACAACGGUGGCAGCUAUUACUCCGGGGACGACGACCGCCGAAGCCUGCCCGAGCAAGGAGGAGGAGCAGCCUCGGCCGAAACCGUGACAGUACCCCCCCCCUUGACGCGCGGCUCCAGCCGUGCGCCGACCCCGGCCUCGGGGACGACCAGGAGGACGCGGAGCAGGGCGCGUGGGAUGGCCACGGUGGUACUCAGUCAGGAGAGAUGGGUCUAAGAUGUCCCUCCUCGGCAUCCAGCACCGUUCCUCCGGGCCAUACCCCUCCCACUCCACGAGAUACUGGAGACCCCCCAUCCGACGUCUCGAAUCCAAGAUGGACCGAACUGUGUACGCCGGAGCCCCCUCGAUGUCCAAUGGGGGCGGAGGAGUCUCACUUAUCUCACAGUCCUGGAGUGGACCAGCUACCACCGGCCUGAGAAGAGACACAUGGAACGAGGGGUUAAUGUGAUAAUCAAUAGGCAGUUGUAACCUGUAACACACCUCGUUCAACCUCCUCAGGACUUUAAAUGGCCUUACAAACCGCCGACCCAGCUUCCGGCAGGGCAGGCGGAGGGGCAGGUUUCGAGUCGAGAGCCAGACUCGAUCUCCAGGUGCGUACACCGGACCCUCACUGCGGUGGAGAUUGGCGCUCGCCUUUUGUCGACAGAUGGCCCGCUGCAGAUGGACGUGUGCAGCGUUCCACGUCUCCUCCGAGCGCCGCACCCACUCAUCCACCGCAGGAGCCUCGAUCUGGCUCUGAUGCCAUGGUGCCAGAACCGGCUGAUACCCUAACACACAUUGGGAAGGGGUUAGGUUGGUGGAGGAGUGGCGGAGAGAGUUCUGUGCCAUCUCUGCCCAGGGGAUAUACCUCGCCCACUCCUCCGGCCGGCCCUGGCAAUACGAUCUCAGAAACCUACCCACAUCCUGGUUCACUCUUUCUACCUGCCCAUUGCUCUCUGGGUGGUACCCCGAGGUAAGGCUCACCGAGACCCCCAAGCGCUCCAUGAACGCCCUCCAGACUCUGGAGGUGAACUGGGGACCUCGAUCAGACACUAUAUCCUCGGGCACCCCGUAGUGCCGAAAGACGUGGGUGAACAGUGCCUCAGCGAUCUGUAGGGCAGUAGGGAGACCCGGCAUUGGGAGGAGACGACAGGCCUUCGAGAACCGAUCCACAACGACCAGUAUAGAGGUAUUCCCCUGAGAGGGGGGAAGGUCUGUAACGAAAUCCACCGAGAGGUGAGACCAGGGUCGUUGUGGAACGGGCAGGGGUUGUAACUUUCCCCUGGGCAGGUGUCUAGGCGCCUUACACUGGGCGCACACCGAGCAGGAGGAGACAUAAACCCUCACAUCCCUGGCUAACGUUGGCCACCAGUACAUAGCGCUAAGGCAGUGCACUGUCCGGCCAAUACCUGGAUGUCCAGAGGAGGGGGACGUAUGAGCCCAAUAAAUCAGACGAUCCCGAACCUCGAGCGGAACGUACGUCCGACCCACAGGACACUUUGGGGGACUAGGGUCGGUACGCAACGCCUGCUCGAUCUCCGCAUCGACCUCCCACACUACCGGUGCCACCAGACAAGACUCUGGCAGGAUGGGAGUGGGCUCAAUGGACCUCUCCUCUGUGUCAUAUCGCCGGGACAGGGCGUCUGCCUUACCGUUCUGGGACCCAGGGAUGUACGUUAUUUUAAACACGAACCGGGUUAGAAACAUGUUCCACCGAGCCUGACGAGGGUUCAAUCUCCUAGCUGCCCGGAUGUACUCCAGGUUACGGUGAUCAGUCAAAAUGAGAAAAGGGUGUUGAGCCCCCUCAAGCCAAUGCCUCCACACCUUUAGGGCCUGUACCACGGCUAACAGCUCCCUGUCCCCUACGUCAUAAUUUCGCUCCGCCGGGCUGAGCUUCUUAGAAUAAAAAGCACAGGGGCGGAGUUUAGGUGGCGUGCCGGACCGUUGCGAUAGUACGGCCCCAAUACCGGCCUCUGACGCGUCCACCUCUACCUGGAAUGGUAAAGCGGGGUCCGGAUGCGCCAGCACCGGAGCCGAAGUGAACAGGUCCUUCAGUCUCCCAAAUGCCCUGUCCGCCUCAGCUGACCACUGCAAACGCAUCGGGCCCCCCUUCAGCUGAUCACGUCCUGCAGGGCGGACCCGAGUUGAAGGAUCCGGUCGUCUUGCCCGCUGACGCGCUCCUCCAGCGACUCGGGUGCUGCUGCUGCUCCUGCUGACUCGAUGAGGGUGUGUAAGUCUGUCAGUGGCUGAUGUGGAUGUGGUGUAGGAGUCAGGCGCAGGACACAGAAGCUACUUCCAACAGACUUUACUGGAGGACACGAAAUACAAAGAAAAGGGCCUCAACAAAACAAGGAGGCGAGCGAUUACGCAACAGUGCGCAAAAACACUCCAAUGCACAAGCAAUACGCAAAAGUGCGUCUGGACUCUAAAACACAAUAGAGCAAAAUACCAGCACCUACAGACAGGCGGAACAAUUACACACAACUCACUACAAACAAAACGAGACACAUAUAGGGAACAUAAUUAACACUAACAGGAAACAGGUGAACAAGGAAGACAAAACCAAACAAACAUCGAUAACAUACAACGGUGGCAGCUAGUACUCCGGGGACGACGACCGCCGAAGCCUGCCCGAGCAAGGAGGAGGAGCAGCCUCGGCCGAAACCGUGACAGUGUGUGUGUGUGUGCGCAUUGUACAUUUCCUAAUGUCUUGAAUUAAUUCAUUUAGCCCCACUUGAAGCACGUAACAUGCUGGUGUAACAGCAGUAUUUUAUGGCUGAUGUGCAUGCAGCUUUAAUUACAUUAAUUGAUGUUGAGUGACAUGUGAAAGGCUGCCUCUCCUCUCUACUGGAGUAGGGCUCAGUGUUGUUGACUGAAAUGUUGUUCUUCUAUCCAACCACUUCCCUUGCUUAAGUGGUAUAUUGCUGACUCGACACGCUUGAUGCGAUUCAAUAUAUUAACUCUGAAUUAAGGUGAGUUUCCAGCAGAGAGAGAGACACACACACACACAUGCACACACACAAACGCAUGCACGCACGGACACACACACACACGCCUCCCUCCAUCUGACAGGCUGGUGGAACACAGGUGGAGGAGGGGGGAGUUAGUAACCACAAGUAUCCCUGCAUAACAGAGCUCUGACUGGGCCACAAAUCAUGAUCAAUGGGCCUCUGCUUGGCUCCACUGUCUGAAGCUUCAUCCUCUUCUUUGAAUGUCAGUCACCACACCCAAACUGAAUCGACUGCUCACCAAACUCUCUGUGUGUCUGUCAGCCUAGUGUUAGAGCUGACUGGCGAGAGUCAAGCCCAAUGGCUGGAAAAGUAAGAUAUAGAGGCCAGUUCAGGAUGAAAUGUCUCUGUCUGUGAUGUAUGGACACAGAGCAUGACCUGCUCAGACAGACCUCUGAUUGAGACAAAAUGCUGGAGCCCCCAGAGAGCCAACGGCUCUCACCCUCAGACACACACAGCCUGUUUCUGGGCUCCCAUCACUCAGCGCCAUCUAAUGCUAUUUCCUCUAUUUGUGUCCUCCCAAAUGGAGCAAGAGGCUGAUGGCCACCAUUUUAGCUAUUACUUUAUGUCCUCCAGUUUGCCUUAAAUGCAUCCUGUCCUCCAUAUACAGUAAUAACACCUGCUGCUGUAAUGAGGAUUUAUGUAGAAAUUGAUCCAGUUUGCUGUGUAUGUCUGUGUGUGAGUAGAAGCUCUAACUGCGUCUGAUCCAGCCCAUAAAAACACAGUUAAUGUUUGUUCUUAUGGCUCCACAGAGAUGCAGAAGCAGGACAAUGUUAUUUCAGCUUCCAUUGUUGGAGCUUCAACCAAAAGCCUUUAUUAUGUAAGAGAAAGACACAGAGACAGUUAUUUGCUGUCUAUAUGCAAACACACUCCUGACAUUAUCAGUUUGUGAAGAUUUCAAAUGUAGGGUUGUGUGUGUGUGUGUGUUUGUGUGUGUUUGUGUGUGUUUGCGUGUUUGCGUGUGUGUGUGUGAAUGUGCACGUGUGUGUGUGUGUGUAUGUGCACGUGGGUGUUUGUGCGUUUGUGGCUUUCGAGUGUUCUGUUUGUGUUGCAGAGCGAGUGUAGGUACGGGAAAGAAGAAUAGUGGGAAUUUGAGAAUGUGAUUAGUUUCAUGUGGGACAAUAUGACAUUGAUAUCUGCGUGGUGUUUUGUAUUCCUGAUGUCUCUUCUGUUACCUGUUCUAUACGUUUGUUUGGUCACAUCAUUAUUCAAUCUGUUAGCCGAUCUUAUCCACAGCGACUCACAGAGCAGCAUAAUGCAUAUCAUUAUACACUGAAUGAAUAAAACAAAGAAGCCAGGAAGGAUGAAAAGAAGCAGAGAAUCAGUGGUGCAGUAUGACAUUAUCAAUCCACUUUUUAUUACAGAAGAACAUCCAUUAAAUACAAAUACAAUGAUCAGGGAUGUAUGAAAGAAAAUAUGCUAUUAUUUCACUAGCAGGUUGUGUAUUGAGUGUGUGAUGUUGUUGCCCGAGGAGGAAUCACUUGUCAAGAUGAUGACCUCAGUCGUGAGGUCAGAUAGAUGUCGCCUCAGGGCAGCUUGGAUCAGGAUGUAGAGGUGAGGAGGUGGACACAGCCAGAGGGUGAUGGGUUGGAGGUCACAACACUUUAACAACUGCUCCUGAGAUGGCGGUGACCUUUAACCUUUACCCCUAUGGUUUAAUCCCUGUCCAUAUUAUCUCUAACUGGACUGUGUUGUCAACCGUUGUCACUACUGAUCCACUGAGGGUACAGGAGGAUUCAGACAGUGUUGACAUGUUGUCAGCUGUUGUUGACCGAUGGCUAACUCCAUCCUGCUCCGUGAUAAAGUGGCUGUUGUGUGUUCAGCGCAUCAUAAUUCAUGACACAUGGUAAUUGGUGAUGAGUCAUUGAGAGCAGAAUAAUGGUUCCAUCCAUCACAGGCUCCACACACCUCACUGUUCCACUAUCCCAUGGUUUCUUGGUGGGUUGUUGUUGUUGUUGAUGCAUCACCUCUCCCAGCUGGGCCUAUGGUGUGUGUCUCUGACUGACUGUACUUCUCUCCCUGUGUGUAUUUGCAGGUGUAAAGGUGCGUCUCACUAUGGCCUGUCUGCGGACAGGAAGAGGCGUUCCCAGGAGGGUGACUGCACUGACAGCACGUCAGAACUCACCGUCGCCACCCUGCCCGGCGAUGGCCCCAACUCCGCUGCUGUCGCCCUCCUAUCAGAUGAUCCCGGCCUCGUCAACCCCGCCUUUGACCCCAGCAUGGAGGAUAACAGCCAAUCAGGCAGCACCACCAGCCUGGCAGCCCGUAGCAGUACCAAAAAGAGUGAUUGUGAGUGUGCGUACGUACGGAUGUGUUUGUGUGUGUUUGUGAUUGUGUAGUUCUGCACCAAGUAACCUUUCUCUGAUCUAUAAAGCACUGUGUGUGUGUGUGUGUGUGUGUGUGUGUGUGUGUGUGUGUGUGUGUGUGUGUGUGUGUGUGUGUGUGUGUGUGUGUGUGUGUGUGUGUGUGUGUGUGUGUGUGUGUGUGUGUGUGUGCGUAUCGAACUGUUUGUCAGUGUGACUGUUUGAAAAUCAAUAGAAAGCAGGGAGCCAGCGGAGGCUUUCUAGUCACAGUUUCAUAGUCCCUCACUCACGUAGAUACCACCAGUAAACACUAUUCAAACAUCCAUUUUACAACCUCAUACCCACACACAGGUAAACAUCCCAGAACCCAUGAUCACUUAAACACAGUAUCUGUACUACUUAAUGAUUUUUGAUAGAAAUCCUAUUCUUCAAUUAGCUUUUGUAGCAUUGCGUUUUUACUGAUCUUUUUUCACACAGAGAGAGAGACAGGGAGAGAGAGAGACAGAGAGAGCGAGAGAGAGAGAGAGAGAGACAGACAGACAGACAGACAGACAGACAGACAGACAGACAGACAGGCAGACAGACAGACAGACAGACAGACAGGCAGGCAGGCAGGCAGGCAGGCAGCCAGCCAGCCAGCCAGCCAGCCAGCCAGCCAGACAGACAGACAGACAGACAGACAGACAGACAGACAGACAGACAGACAGACAGACAGACAGACAGACAGACAGACAGAGCAAGAGAGAGACAGAGAGAGACAGAGAGAGACAGAGAGAGACAGAGAGAGACAGAGAGAGAGAGCAUGUAAAGAGAGGAAGUGGGAGUGGUAGGAAUGAGGAUUUAACACAGUCCAGGUCCAUUAAUGCUGAAUGACGUGAUAGGCCCUCACCAUCCACUCAUCCCACCUGUGAACCCUGGAGCCACUCACGCCUGUUGCACUCACUCACGUCCCCCCUCUCAAUGUGAACACGCUGCCGGUGGGGACACCAAAUAACGCUGCAACAGCACUUUUGGCCCAGUCCGCCGAGCGGAGCACCCACCGCCAUGCAGAGCCACUGCUGCUGAACAAGCUGUCAUCUCCAGAAGCACUGGGUGCUUUUAAAGAAUAAUGUGGCUGUCAGGAGGCCUUUGCAUCUCUCCAGGCCCGCAGAGCAAGGGGCGUUGCAGAGGCUCACUGCCCGCUCUCAGGGGAGCCAGGCUGGGACUCACACUCCAAUGCAGCCUGCUCCGCUCUGGUAGAGCCAGGGACCCACACUCCCUGUCAGAAUCUCAGUAGACUAUAGUAGGGUCAGACUGGUGUAUUUAUACUGCACCUAGUUUUAGCUGUUGAUUACAUGAAACAUGACUGCUGCAGUUUACGAAGCUCAUCACCCCUGCAGAGUUUAUAGGCCCCCUCCCUCCAGCUGUUCCUCAGCUUUGACAUAAUGACAAACAAAUGAGUGUUUGGGGAAUUCAUGAAGGAUUUUGAUUGGAUUCUCUAAAACAGAUGUGUUCAAGCUGUUGUCAUGGACUUUGUUUUUGAGGCAGAGUGAAUGAGAGAUCUCAGGCAUCUGAUUGGCUGUGGUGAGGCAGGCUCAGAGACUUGUCCAGGCAUGUUCAGUCAGUACAGAGCUGAUUUAUAAAGUGUGCCCCUGUCUCUCUUUCCCCUCAGUCCGAAACUAUGACCGCACCUCGGUCAGGAGCCGCUCCUUCAGGCGGUUGAACCGUGCAUUCAGUGUCCUGCGGAGGACCAAGAGCGGCACCUCCGUGUCCAAUGAGACCGCAGAGGAACGAGACAAUGUCAGGAACGCCAGUGUGCCCCAGGAAGGUAUGUGUGUGUUUGUUUGAGUGAAUGCUUGUGUGUUUGUUUUUCUACACUAUAUGAAAUAUGUGUAUGCUGUCAGUGGGGGUUGUGUUUAGUUCAGUAUGAUGUCAGUGAGGGUUGUGUUUAGUUCAGUAUGAUGUCAGUGGGGGUUGUGUUUAGUUCAGUAUGAUGUCAGUGGGGGUUGUGUUUAGUUCAGUAUGAUGUCAGUGGUGGUUGUGUUUAGUUCAGUAUGAUGUCAGUGGGGGUUGUGUUUAGUUCAGUAUGAUGUCAGUGGGGGUUGUGUUUAGUUCAGUAUGAUGUCAGUGGGGGUUGUGUUUAGUUCUGUAUGAUGUUAGUGGGGGUUGUGUUUAAUUCAGUAUGAUGUUAGUGGGGGUUGUGUUUAGUUCAGUAUGAUGUCAGUGGGGGUUGUGUUUAAUUCAGUAUGAUGUUAGUGGGGGUUGUGUUUAGUUCAGUAUGAUGUCAGUGGGGGUUGUGUUUAGUUCCGUAUGAUGUCAGUGGGGGUUGUGUUUAGUUCAGUAUGAUGUCAGUGUGGGUUGUGUUUAGUUCAGUAUGAUGUCAGUGGGGGUUGUGUUUAGUUCAGCAUGAUGUCAGUGGGGGUUGUGUUUAGUUCAGUAUGAUGUCAGUGGGGGUUGUGUUUAGUUCAGUAUGAUGUCAGUGGGGGUUGUGUUUAGUUUAGUAUGAUGUCAGUGCUCUUUAUGCUGUGUCUACAGUUUAUGUGAAUCCCUGUAGAGGGUAUGAGAUGUGUGUGUGUGUGUGUGUGCUUGCAUUUUUGUGUGUCUGUGUUUAUGUAAAUGUGUUUGUGCGUGAGUGUUUGUGUGUGUGUGUGUGUGCAUGUAUGUGUAAGCAGUUCCUUUGGCUCUGUGCUGAGGUAACACGGCUGAUAGCCCACAGCGUAACUGCAGCAACAUAUGUUCCUUUAAUAAUUCAGCUGCACAUUGCAUAAGAAUCCACUGGUCCCCCAGAACAGAACAGAACAGAAGAGAGUGAUCAGAUGGGAGAGUGGCAGCCUGUGGGCUAGGUUGGAGGAGAGAGAGGGACCUCCAGGGGACAGGGACAGGGACAGAGAGCUGCUGGUCCCCCCACCACCACCUCCCCUAGCCAGGGUCAACCAGGCCAGAUGACAGGGUGAUUAAGGAGCCCCUGGGGCUAAUAGCAGGCCUGUGAUGGAACACAUGAUUUGUAGAGGGAUACCGUGUUACUGUGUUUAUUUCAGAGGCAUACAGAAUCUAUUUCAGAGGGAUGCAGUAUACAGGACGACCCUGGAGAAUGAGAGGGAUGGAGGGAGUAGUGAAGAGUAGGAUGAGGAGAAGGAGAAAGUGGAGGAUGAGCCGUAAUGUUCACGAUGGGGUUGAUGUGGACCAUGGGACUGUGUGUGAGAGAGAGAGAGAGAGAGAGAGAGAGAGAGAGAGAGAGAGAGAGAGAGAGAGAGAGAGAGAGAGAGAGAGAGAGAGAGAUUGAGAGAGAGAGAGAGAGAAAAGGAUAUUAGGAGAAGAGAUACUGUAUAGUACAGAGUGGGAUACAGAGGAAUACAGAGGGGGGAUAAGAGAGAGAGCGAGAGAGAGAGAGAGAGAGAGCGAGAGAGAGAGAGAGAGAGAGAGAGAGAGAGAGAGAGAGAGAGAGAGAGAGAGAGAGAGAGAGAGAGAGAGAGAGAGAGAGAGAGAGAGAGAGAGAGAGAGAGAGAGAGAGAGAGAGAGAGAGAGAGAGAGAGAGAGAGAGAGAUAGGUUAUAUAACAGCCACAGGUCUGUGUGUUAAUGUGCUCUUCUCCCUGGAAGCAAUGAAGAGAAAAUAUUGACUUUGGAAGGGAGAAACUGCAGCGUGAUUAGAACUAGGGACUGGGGCUAUGGAACAAGAGAGAUGGGGGGAGAGAGUGGGCCAGAGAGAAAGAAAGAGAGAGAGAAUGAGCAGGGAGGGCGAGAUUGAGUGAUACAGUGCCUUCAGAAAGUAUUCAUACUCCUUGACUUAAUCCACAUUUUGUUGUGUUACAGCCUGAAUUCAAAAUGGAUUAAAAAUAAAUAAAUAAAUCUCUCCCAUCUACACACAAUACCCAAUAAUGACAAUGUGAAAAUAUGUUUUUAGAAAUGUUUGCAAAUUUAUUGAAAAUGAAAUACCACCAGUAAACACUAUUCAAACAUACAUUUUACAACCUCAUACCCACACACAGGUAAACAUCCCAGAACCCAUGCUCACUUAAACACAGUAUCUGUACUACUUAUUGAUUUUUGAUAGAAAUCCUAUUCUUCAAUUAGCUUUUGUAGCAUUGCGUUUUUACUGUAAAUAUUCAAUGAGUACUUUUUUUAUUACCCACCUACCAAUAGGUGCCAAUUUUUUCGAAGCGUUGGAAAACCUCCUUGGUCUUUGUGGUUGAAUCAGUGUUUGAAAUUCACUGUUGUACUGAGGGACCUUACAGAUAAUUGUAUGUGUGGGGUAGAGAGAUGAGGCAGUCAUUCAAAAAUCAUGUUAAACACUAUUAUUGCACACAGAGGGAGUCCAUGCAACUUAUUAUGUGACUUGUUAAGCAAAUGUUUACACCUGAACUAAUUUAGGCUUGCCAUAACAAAGGGGUUGAACACUUAUUGACUCAAGACAUUUCAGCUUUUCAUUUUUAUUUAAUUUGAAUUUUUAACAAUUUGAAAAACAUAAUUCCACUUUGGCAUUAUGGGGUAUUGUGUGUAGGCCAGUGACAUUUCUGAAGGCACUGUAGAAUGGCUGAUAGAUACAGAGCGAUAGAGAUGGUGUUUUUACAGGGUUGGGGAGUAACGGAUUACAUGUAAACUAUCUCUCUCUCUCAUGUAAUCUAUUGCAAGUAACUGAUUCCCCAAAAUAUUCAGAAAGGAUGUUUGCGAAAAAAUUAUCUGACACCUUUCUGUUUUCUAAAUGACAUUCAAAUGCAUUGAAAAAAGGUGCAAGUUUAAGUUUGUUCCACUUGAGCGAGUCUGACAACAAGUCAGAGACCACUAUGAUGACUCCAACACCACGACUCCAACACCAUCAUUAAGUUUGCCGACGACACAACAGUGGUAGGCCUGAUCACCGACAACGAUGAGACCUGGCCGUGUGGUGCCAGGAUAACAACCUCUCUCUCAACGUGAUCAAGAUAAAGGAAAUGAUUGUGGACUAUAGGAAAAAAAUGACAGAGCAUGCUCCAAUUCUCAUCGACGGGGCUGUAGUGGAGGUUAAGAGCUUCAAGUUCCUUGGUGUCCACAUCACCAACAAACUAUCAUGGUCCAAACACACCGUGAAGAGGGCACGACAAAGCCUAUUCCUCCUCAGAUCCUCCAAAAGUUAUAUAGCUGCACCAUCGAAAGCAUCCUGACUGGUUGCAUCACUGCCUGGUAUGGCAACUGCUCGGCCUCCGACCGCAAGGCGCUACAGAGGGUAGUGCGUAUGGUCUAGUACAUCACCAGGGCCAAGCUUCCUGCCAUCCAGGACCUCUAUACCAGGCGGUGUCAGAGGAAGGCCCUAAAAAUGGUCAAAGACUCCAGCCAUCCUAGUCAUAGACUGUUCUCUCUGCUACCGCACGGCAAGCGGUACCGGAGCGCCAAGUCUAGGUCCAAAAGGCUUCUUAACAAUUUCUACCCCCAAGCCAUAAGACUCCUAAACAGCUAAUCAAAUGGCUACCAGGACUGUUUGCAUUGUCCCGCCCCCCUACCCCCCACCAUUUAUUUUACGCUGCUGCUACUCUCUGUUUAUUAUCUAUGCAUAGUCACUUUAACUAUACCUACAUGUACAUAUUACCUAAAUUAUCUCGACUAACCGGUGCCCCACACAUUGACUCUGUACCGGUACCCCCUGUAUAUAGCCUCGCUACUGUUAUUUUUACCAUUAUUUUGCUGCUUUUAUUUUUUACUUAUCUAUUGGUUUACUUAACAUUGAUUUUCUUAAAACUGCAUUGUUGGUUAAGGGCUUGUAAGUAAACGUUUCACUGUAAGGUCUACACCUGUUGUAUUCGGUGCAUGUGACAAAUAACAUUUUAUUUGAUUUGAUGACACACGUGCAUUUGAUGGAUCGCGGGAAAAGAGCAGGAAUAGGCUUUUGUAGUCUACAGUCCAAGCUAUGUUUUCCAAUGGUGCUACUGCUGUCGGCAUCCAAAGAUUAGCCAACUUGAAUAGAGCCCCACAGUGAAGGUGUCAUAAUACCCAUAACACCUUGUGGUCAAACAGAGAAAUGGUUCCAAUCGUUUUUCCACAAUUUAUUUUUCCCAUAGAGAAUUGUAGAAACACUUAAAAUAAGGGCUGUGUUUCGUGUAGGCUUACCCUGGCGUGACGUUUUGAUAACCAUAUAAAUCUCUCUUGGACAAGGUGAAUUUUAUCAAUAUAUUCGGCUCUAUUUACUCUCAGAUUCGAAAAUGUCAAUUAGCAUCAAAGUAGACAUCAUGCAAGACUACAAAUCCCUACAAGCUCCUGCAUGUCAUCUCUAGCUGUUACCUUUGCUAACAGGUAUUGUGUCAAUUUAAAACUUGCACAAGACAGUUCACAGAAUUGUCAAUUUAAAUAAAUGUUGCCAAUUUAUACAUUACUAAAUGUAGCUAACAUUAUAUAAUUAAUCCAGAGAUUCUUAACUUUGCCUCGAUUCGGCAGGCUCAUCCAGAUCAUCAUGGCAUGUGUAGUUCUUUAUGAUAGCCACAUUAGCAGCUAAUUAGCAUUUCAGUUUUGGGCGGUAGAUACAGGCAAAUAUAUUGAUAAAAGUAAUCUUGUCCUAGAGAGAUAUACACGGUUAUGAAAACGUCACGCCAGGGUAAGCCUUCUUCUAAUGCACGUGUCAAACUCAUUCCAUGGAGGGACGAUUGCCUGCAAGUUUUAGCUCCUCCCCUGUACUUGAUUGAUUAAUUAAGGUCACUAAUUAGUAAGGAACUCCCCUCACCUGGUUGUCUAGGUCUUAAUUGAAUGGAAAAACCAAAAACCAGCAGACACUAGGCCCUCCAUGGAAUGAGUUUGAUACGCCUGUUCUAAUGCCUCUUAAGGGGAAAGUAAGUGAAAUUAAUCAGAUUACGUUACUGAGUUUGGGUAAUCCAAAAGUUAUGUUACUGAUUACAAUUUUGGACAGGUAACUAGUAAUGGUAACAGGUUACAUUUAGAAAGUAACUUACCCAACCCUGUACUGUAUAUAGCACACAUUGUCCGAGGUAGCUGUGAGCUUGUUAGCUCUUGGCCCAGGCUGUUGGCAGUAUUAAACGGACACACUGACACCAAGGGAGAACAAGUUCAAGGCCGACAACGGUACUGCAGGCUGUUGUUUCCAGAAAGCAGGAUCCCCAUUAUAGUGAAUGUGAAAAUGGCAAUCUUCGUGGUUAAUAUUAGUGUAAAUAAUAUACAAAUUAGAAGACAAUCAUGGUACCAAUAAUUGCUUCUAUUACACCAGAUGUAUGUCCUUGAACCACUUUUUUUUUUUAUCUCACAAAGAAGAAGAUAUAAGGAUAAUCUACACUGAACAAAAAUAUAAACGCAACUUGUAAAGUGUUGGUCCCAUGUUUCAUGAGCUGAAAUAAAAAUCCCAGAAAUGUUCCAUACACACAAAAGCUUAUUUCUCUCAAAUUCUUUGCACAAAUGUGUUUACAUCCCUGUUAGUGAGCAUUUUUCCUUUGCCAAGAUAAUCCAUCCACCUGACCGGUGUGGUAUAUCAAGAAGCUGAUUAAACAGCAUGAUAAUUACACAGGUGCACCUUGUGCUGGGAACAAUAAAAGGCCACUUUAAAAUGUGCAGUUUUGUGACACAACCCAAUGCCACAGAUGUCUCAAGUUUUCAGAGAGCGUGCAAAAAAACUCAUUCUGAUUGGCUGGGCCUGACUCCCCAGUGGGUGAGCCUGGCUGCCAAGUGGGUGGGCCUAUGCCCUCCAAGGUCCACCCAUGGCUGCACCCCUGCCCAGUCAUGUGAAAUCCAUAGAUUAGGCCUAAUAAUUUAUUUAAAUUGACUGAUUUCCUUAUAUGAACUGUAACUCAGUAAAAUCUUUGAAAUUGUUUCAUGUUGCAUUUAUAUUUUUGUUCAGUAUAGUUGCUACCACCAGCCUGCAGUACCCUGGUCGGCCUUCAACUUGAGAUACUCAAUGAGAGGGGGCAGCCCUGAGCUAGCCUGCAACGUCACUUCCUAGAGUAGCUCAAACUGUGCAUGCGAUGUUUCCAAAAACUCCCCCAUUAAGGAACAACACUUUCUGAUCUUCAAAUGCACCACAGACUUCACAUAGGGAACAAUGGGGUGACAUCAUUGAUGGCUCCGUCCAUUUUCUUUUUACAGUCUAUGACUGACACACACCAGUCCCUCCCUUCCCUAUCUAAUGGUACAGUCCAGGCAGGGUGUGUCUGCUCUGCUCAGGCCUGGGAAACAGGCAGGAACAACUCUGUAUGUGAGAGGCUGAAGUUAGACCAUCCCUUUGUUGACAAAGGGAUUGACUUUCACUCUUACAUAAACACCUGAAAGCUUCCCACUGACACUGUUUUUUUGUUUGUGUGCAUAUGUAUAUGUGUGUGUGUACAGUAUGAGGCUGUGGUUGUGUAUUUGUGAGAGCUUUAUAUCUCAGUUCUCUGUCAGUACAGUCAGUGUGUAUCUGUGUAAAAGUAUGUGUGUUUUUAUCUCCACCCAAGCAAUAACCUUGUGGAAAAGUCAAUGUGAGGGUUUUCUCAAGCAUACUUGGUACAGAUAUAUGUGACUAAUGAUACAAACAUGUGGAAGGAUGAUCAGCCAAGUGGAUUUUCCCCUUAGGGUUGUACAAGCUUGUUUUGCUAACUUGGGGGAGUAGAGACAGCUGCUUCAACACUAAACCUUUCUACGCGGUCUCUCUGGCUUCCUCCCUCUGUCUAUUUCUAGCUCUCUCUCUCUGUUUCUUUUGCUUUCUCCUUGGCCUUGCAUUCUGCCUCUGUGCGAGUUCCUUUUCAUCAUAGAAAUCAGAGUAACACACUAUUUCUCUCCCUCCUUCAUUAUCUCACUCUCUCUUUCUCUCUCUCUCUCUCUCUCUCUCUCUCCCCCUCUAUCCCCACUCCCUCCCUCCCUCCCUCCCUCAUUCUCAUUAUCUUUCUCUCUCUCUCUCUCUCUCUCUCCCUCUCUCUCUUUCGCUCUCUUUCGCUCUCUUUCUCUAUCUAUGUAUAUAUAUAUAUAUAUAUAUAUAUAUAUAUAUAUAUAUAUAUUUAUAUAUAUUUCCCUCCUUCACUCUCUCAGUGCUGGCUCUACCCCAGCUCCAUCACCUGAUCCCUAAUGGUGAGGUCACCAGUAUUAAGAUCAACCGGGAGCCCUCGGAGCCCCUGGCGAUCAGCAUCGUUGGGGGCAAUGAGACCCCCCUGAUGCGUAUCCUCAUCCAGGACAUCUACAGGGAGGGGGUUAUCGCCCGGGACGGACGCCUGCUGCCCGGAGACAUGAUCCUCAAGGUCAGUGUGUGUUUUUCUUCAGAGUAAGGUGGAGUACUACUCGCCAUGUAUGUGACUGAUGGGCGGCAGGUAGCCUAGCGGUUAAGAACGUUGGGCCAGUAACUGAAAGGUCGCUGGUUCUAAUCCACGAGCCGGGCGCCUGAUUCAGAGGGGUUGAAUGCAUUCAGUUCUGCAACUGACUAGGUAUCCCCUUUCCCUGUAUGGGUUGUGUGUUUGAAUGUAUUUAUCACAGCAUAUAAUCUGAGAUUUAACUCCACCUCUACAUCUCUCCCUUCAGGUGAAUGGCAUAGACAUCAGCAAUGUGCCCCACUGCUACGCCCUGGCCACCCUCAAACAGCCUUGCCAGCUGCUGCGACUCACAGUGCUGAGAGAGCAGCGCCACCAUUACCGCUCACACUCCGGGCACCACGGGCACCCCCACGACGCAGCCGGGGGCUACCCGCCUCACGGCCUCCCCCAUGGCCAGCCCCUGAGGGACGACAGCAUCCAUGUGGUCCUGGCUAAGAGCACCCCAGAGGAGCAGCUGGGCAUCAAGCUGGUAAGACGACCAGAGGAACAUGGAGUCUUCAUCUUCCACCUGCUGGAGGGCGGCCUGGCGGCACACGAUGGACAGCUCAGCAUCAACGACCGCGUCCUCGCCAUCAACGGACACGACCUGCGCUACGGAGCGCCAGAACACGCUGCUUUACUCAUCCAGGUCAGUCUACAGGGGUUAGAGGUUAGGGAGCAUUGGUUGGUAAUGGUGUGUUUGGUGUGUUUCUUGGAUCUGGGUCCUGGUAUAUUAUGGCUAAUAGUGGUUCUGGUUAAUUGCACUCUGUUGGCUGGCUUUGUCCCCGUCCAUUGCAGUUAAUUGUGGUUAAUUGUUGUGUGUCUGUGGUUGACUGGGCGCUGCUCUGCUGCUUGGCUGACGCUCUGCUUCCUGGUGGAUGCUGGGUAUUUGCGGUGGUGUGUUUCUGGUUGAUUGUGGGAUGUAGCUGUAGCUGUGUUCUCUUGGUUGUUGUCUGAGGAGACUGGUUUGCUCUUGGGGGUCUCUGAGGACCCAACAUGGCACACAGCAGACUGAUUCUGACAGAGAUUAAGAACUGGCGGGAAACCGAUUAAAUUAGUCAAAUUAAGGCGAUAACGAGCUGGACUGGGUAAUUUAGGAGCCAGCUCUGCGGCACAGAGAGCACAGGCACUCUCAAAUGAGCAACACAGGAGGGCGAGCUGUGUGUGUGUGUGUGUGUGUGUGUGUGUGUGUGUGUGUGUGUGUGUGUGUGUGUGUGUGUGUGUGUGUGUGUGUGUGUGUGUGUGUGUGUGUGUGUGUGUGUGUGUGUGUGUGUGUGUGUGUGUGUGUGUGUGUGUGUGUGUGUGUGUGUGUGUGUGUGUGUGUGUGUGUGUGUGUGUGUGUGUGUGUGUGUGUGUGUGUGUGUGCGUGCGUGCGUGCGUGCGUGCGUGUGUGUGUGCGUGUGUGUGUGCGUGUGUACUCAUGAAUGUGCACUCAUGAAUGUGUGUGCAUGCGCCUGAGUGUGUGUGUGCGAGAGUGUGCAUGUUCAUGCAAGUGAAUGAGGGAGUGAGUGAGUCGCUGUGUGAGUGGGUGGACAUGCAGCCUGAGAAAGAGACAAAAGAGAGUAAUAAAGAGACAGAGUGUGAAAAAGAAAGUUAGAGGAAAGGUUGUAGAGAGGGGAGAAAUACAGAUUGUUAGAAAAAAAGUUUAAAGGUGAGUUUUUGAGUUCAAGUUGGAAAAGUCAGAGUGAGAGGGUGAGGGCUGCAGAAAGACUGCAGUAUGAUGAGAGAGAAGACAAGAGAAAAUGGGGGUGAGAGUCACACUAAACAGGCUGCUUCCUGAAGCAAGUAAAAGGGUGCAAUUGAAAUGUGUGUGUGUGAGUGAGAGUUUUGUACACCACAUCUGCUUAUUAUUGGUGUUAAUUUCUCAGGGGUAAUAUAUAUUUUACUGCCUGGCCAAGCUCUGUGUGGGUGAUAUUUUCUCUUGAGCUCUCUUCAGGGGGUGGUAGGAUGAGGUAGAGAAUGUCCACAGGUUUACCUCAGGGCAUUUCCAUGUAAAAGGACCCAUGAGCACCAACAUGUGAAGUUCAAAAGAGCAUAUCAAAUUGGGUGUCAAAUGAAAAAUAAGAGAGAAAUGAAGGUAAAAAAAUAAAUAAUCCAACUUAAAAGUAAAGGCUUUGAUUUCUGAAAAGACAGAUGGAAACGGUGUCUUAGAAAACAUCUACCAGAAAAAGUUUUAAAAGAAAUACAUCAAAGUACAAUCAUGUUGACAUAAAGACCCCUGAUAACUAAUAUCAAGACUUAUAUUUAGUUUUGAAGAAAUUGUUUACCUUCUGUAAGUUUAGUUCCAUUUUUAGAUAUAUAUUUUUUUCGAUUAAUCAGGGGGUGAAUGGUAUGAAUGGUGGACCUACAAUUAGUUAUAGUGAUUUUACUGAUAUAAAAUGUGUUUAUGAAUUAUUACGUGAUUAAAACUCGUAAUUCCGUUACCAAAUUGGUAGCGAAAGUACCGAAAAAUCUGAAUUUCUGCAUCUGAAUUGGCUACAAUGGGAAAUCAUAAUAGUCACAAACCACAGUUGGGUCACCUGCUUCUGUCCUCCCUUCCACUGGCAUACUGUUAUGUUCAGCUGAUAACUGUUUUCUUUGUCUUUCUUUCGUCUGGUGGUCAAACCAAGAGUGUUAAAACAGUCUGAGUCUGGACAACCCCUCCCUCUCUCCCUCUCUGCCCUUCUCUCUCACUCUCCAAUUAAUGUCAACUCUCGUAGCUCAUACUGACACCUACCCAUGAGCCCCCUCUCUUUCCAUUUACUGUAACCAGCAUCCUCACCCACUGAGCAACGACCAACACCAGACGUCCAUGGACGUUUAAAAGUAGUUGAGAUUUGGUCAGUCUACUCUGGCCUUGAUGUUAAUGUCACAAUGGUGACGCUCGGAUCCACCUCUAUGCGGACGACGCCAUUUUGUAUACAUCUGGCCCUUCAUUGGACACUGUGUUAACAAACCUCCAAAUGAGCUUCAACGCCAUACAACACUCCUUCCGUAGCCUCCAACUGCUCUUAAACACUAGUAAAACUAAAUGCAUGCUCUUCAAUCGAACGCUGCUUGCACCCGCCCGCCCGACUAGAAUCACUACUCUCGGCGGGUCUGACCUAGAGUAUAUGGACAACUACAAAUACCUAGGUGUCUGGUUAGACUGUAAACUCUCCUUCCAGACUCACAUUAAGCAUCUCCAAUCAAAAGUUAGAUCUAGAAUCGGCUUCCUAUUUCGCAACAAAGCCUCCUUCACUCAUGCUGCCAAACAUGCCCUCGUAAAACUGACUAUCCUACCGAUCCUUGACUUCGGCGAUGUCAUUUACAAAAUAGCCUCCAACACUCUACUCAGCAAAUUGGAUGUAGUCUAUCACAGUGCCAUCCGUUUUGUCACCAAAGCCCCAUAUACUACCCACCAUUGUGACCUGUAUGCUCUUGUUGGCUGGUCCUCACUACAUAUUUGUCGCCAAACCCACUGGCUCCAGGUCAUCUAUAAAUCACUGCUAGGCAAAUCCCUGUCUUAUCUUAGCUCACUGGUCACCAUAGCAACACCCACCCGUAGUCUGCGCCCCAGCUGGUAUAUCUCACUGGUCAUCCCCAAAGCCAACACCUCCUUUGGCCGCCAUUCCUUCCAGUUCUCUGCUGCCAAUGACUGGAACAAACUGCAAAAAUCUCUGAAGCUGGAGACUCUUAUCUCCCUCACUAACUUUAAGCAUCAGUUGUCAGAGCAGCUUACCGAUCACUGCACCUGUACACAGCCAUUCUGAAAUUAGCCCACCCAACUACCUCAUCCCCAUAUUGUUAUUUAUUUUGCUCAUGUGCACCCCAGUAUCUCUAUUUGCACAUCAUCUUUUGCACAUUUAUCAUUCCAGUGUUAAUACGAAAUUGAAACUAUUUUGCACUAUGGCCUAUUUAUUGCCUUACCUCCAUAACGUACUACAUUCGCACACAUUGUAUAUAUCUUUUCUGUUGUAUUUUUGACUUUAUGUUUUGUUUACCCCAUAUGUAACUCUGUGUUGUUGUUUUUAUCGCACUGCUUUGCUUUAUCUUGGCCAGGUCGCAGUUGUAAAUGAGAACUUCUCAACUGGCUUACCUGGUUAAAUAAAGGUGAAAUUAAAAAAAUUAAAAAACAGAUGGACUGGACCAAAUCUGAACCUAUCAUAGACGUAUGUUUCACAAGUCUGGAUAACACAGUACAGUACAGUAGAGUACAGUACAGUGAGUAGAGCAUAGUAGAGUACAGUACAAUACAGUACAAUACAGUACAAUAGAGUACUGAGUACAGAGGGUACAGUACUGUAAAGUGAGUAGAGCACAGUAGAGUACAGUCCAAUACAAUACUGUAGUACAGUACAGUACAAUACAGUACAGUACAGUAAAGAAAAGUGUAUUAUAGUAUAAUACAGUACAGUAGAGUACAGUAUAUACUGAACUGUACUGUACUGUACUGGACUAUACUGUACUCUACUGCACUGCACUGUACUGAACUCUACCCUACUCUGCCCUGCUGUGCUGUAUUGUACUGCACUGUACUCUACUUUGCUUUGCUGUGAUGUCCAAACUUGUGAAACAUGAGGAGAAUGACAUUCAUAUCCAUAAUGAUGCAUUUAUGUGUUGUAUAGAUCAGGGAUGUCAUUCCUUUACUGAAAUUCCAUUACCGGGUGUAAAUCCACUUCACUUACUGUCGUAAAACAACCAAAAUACAUUUUUUCAAACUCAGUGUGCCAUGUCAUAGCUUACACCACAUUCUUUCUGCAGACAUGGUCGCAUAAAAACCUGAGAGAGAAUUUACCAUAAUUCCGUUACCAAAGUUUGCUUCUGCACAGUUCUUCCACAAAAUUAAUUUAUGUAAAUGUUACAGUCUAAAUUGUUGAAAGUAGUCCUUGAGCAUAGAGUUAUAUGGUUUGUUAAACUUUGAAAUCAAUGGUUUUUGUUUGUCAUACAUUUUAAAGUGAAAAAAACGGAGUCAAAGUCUAAUUCCGUUAUCAUGGAACUGCCCCUCAUACUCAUACAUACAUACCCUCAACACAGCAUCUGGGAUGAGCAAGAUGGGCCUGUUGGAGCUGUUAUAGUUUCUGUGUCUGACUCUAGUUAUGUGGCAGUGAAAGUUGUUUUUAUUAAGUGCUUGUUUGGAUAUCUGGAUCAACUUCAGUGAAGCUGUGUUCAGUGUUUAUUUAUGGGGUUCAACCAUAAUAUUCUUCUAAAAAGUGACUGUUUUGAGUUUGUCAUUCUUUUUUAAUUGCUGUGUGUGUCUGUCUGGUUCUGAGCUUGGUUGUGUUUGUCUUUUUGUCUCCUGUAGGCGAGUGAGGAGCGGGUCCACUUCAUAGUGUCUCGUCAGAUCUGUUUGCCCACGCCUGACAUCCUGCAGGAGGCUCCAUGGGGCAUGGACGGCCCCCCUCCAUACUCCCCAGUGGACAUGGAGCAUACGCUACUGGUUAGCAAUACAUAA